Messenger RNA from Striga hermonthica, 2319 nucleotides. The record is from the annotation of a GenBank genome assembly. NCBI's taxonomy places the organism in Eukaryota, Viridiplantae, Streptophyta, Magnoliopsida, Lamiales, Orobanchaceae.
AUGGAUCAAAAAUCUUGGCUGUGGAAGAAGAGAUCUACCGAGAAGACCUUAAUAGCAGAUAAAGCCAGUCAUUCUUCAAGAAAAUGUGAAGAGGAAACUACUGAGGUACAAAAAAUUAUGACUGAGAAAAUAGACUUAGAAAGAGAACUUCAGAUGUUAAAUGAAAAGCUUUCCUCUGCUCAUGCCGAGUGUGAGGCCAAAGAUAAUGUUGCAAAGAAACAGUUGAAAAUCUCAGAGGAAGCCGUUUCAGGCUGGGAGAAAGCAGAAAAUGAAGCCAAAACUGUAAAAGAAGAACUCGAGAAGGUUUCGCAGCAAAAGUUUGCUUCUGAAGAACGAAUGAACCAAUUAGAUGCGGCAUUAAAGGAAUGCAUGCAGCAAUUACGUUUUGUUCGUGACGAACAAGAUAAAAGAAUUCAAAAUGCGGUUAUGAAGACAACAAAGGAAUUUGAGAAAACAAAAGUUGUCGCUGAUGAAAAAUUAGCGGAGGUGGUUAAAAAGCUUUUCAAAUCAGAAGCCGAAAAUUCUCAGCUCAUUAAAGUCCUAACUGUAAGAGAAAAGACGAUUGAAGAUCUAACCAACUACAAAACUCAAUUGGAUGCCAAUUUUAAUGCCCUAAGCUCGAGAGUAGAGUCUACCGAGAAAGAAAAUGCCCGUUUGAAGUACGAGAUUCAUGUUCUGGAGAAGGAGCUGGACAUUCGAAAUGAGGAGAGAGAAUUGAACUGCCGAAGAUCUGAACACCUUCAAGGACUCUUUAAAGACCAAAAAAUUGCAGAACGAUGUGAAAGAUCGCGCUUAUUAAUGGAAAAUUCGACAACAUCUUUGUCUGAUAUGGCAGAAAGUGAUGAUAGAGCCAGCUAUGCCGAGUCGUGGGCCUCUGCUUUGAAUACAGAGCUAGAACAUUUCAAGAAUGACAAGCAAUUGAAAAUCCCAUGUCGUAAAAGUAUUAGAACUUCGGACAUCGAUCUCAUGGAUGACUUUGCUGAGAUGGAAAAGCUGGCACUUGCCUCUGCCGAUGUUAUUCAGACAUCCAAAAAUUUGAUUUCUUGUGAGGCUACAAAUGGUAGUAGUGUCUUAAAUAGCCAUAAGCUGCAGCCAAAUGCAAGCGAAACAAUAAACAAAAUUCUGGAGCUUCUUGAAGGAGUGAAUGAAAAGUGUCGAGAUAAUGGUGUUGGGGGACUUUUUGAUAGUAGAUCAUGCAAGAAUUUGGAAAACCCGACAGGCUACACAGUUCGAGUGUUUCAAUGGAAAAGUGAUGAGCUCUCGUUCAUUUUGCAAAAAUUUGUUCGAACUUGCAACGGUUUAUUAAAUGGGUCUGUCAAUCUUGAAUGUUUUGUUCAGGAAGUUGCACUUACUUUGGAGUGGGUUUUAAAUCACUGUUUCUCAAUUCAAGAUGUCUCAAGCAUGAAGGAUGCAAUUUUGAGCCGUUUUGAUUGGGAUGAGUGUACUGUGGAUAGUGGAUGGGCUAAUCCUGCUGUAGAAUGCAGUAAGUUGCCUGUUUUGGGACAAGGCGUGGAGUGUGUCAAGUGUGAAUCUGAGGUUGUAACUGGAAGUCUUCGUUCGGAGGUGGAAGCUGUGAGGCAACGGGAUGGUAAUAACAGAGAUGAAAUUGGAAAACGGAGUAUGAUGAAAGAAGACGUUGAGACCCUGGUUAUAGAAACCAAUGAUGAACUGAGAAAAGCUUACCAGAGAAUUUUGGAUUUAGAAAACGAGCUGGAAAAUAAAAGUAGUUCUUGUAUUAGACUGGAAGAGACAUGCCGUGACCUACAGAAACAGCUGCAAAGCAAGGAAGUUCUGGGUAAUGAGAGGCAAAUGGAAGAGCAACUUCAAAGUGAUUGGGAGAUCACAUCAGCUUCAGAAAAGCUAGCAGAGUGCCAAGAAACUAUCCUAAAUCUGGGCAAACAGCUCAAGGCAUUGGCUUCACCUAACGAUGCAGCUCUUUUUGACAAGAUACACAUAUCCACACCAUCUGACUCUGUUGUUGACAGAUCAUCCACACCUAGGAAAAAUAUCAGUCGCCGGCCAUCGUGUCUACUAGAUAAAAUGCUGGCGGAGAAUAACCUUCCAACAAGUGCUUUGGCUGAAAACAAAAAUUGCAUUCAGAAUGGAAAUGGUGAAUCUGGUGUUAGUUCCGAGAACUUGAACAAGAUGGUCAAUGGGGAUGGGAUUAUAAAACACUCGAGAAGAAGCGAAAAUGCAACUGCUGUAUUGGAUGUUGUCCCCUGUGAGAAAAAUGGCGGCAGGGGUUUCAUGAAGAAGAUAUUUUGGAGGCAAAAGAAAAGUAAUGGCAGCAAAAUCACCCUUCUCAUAGGUUGCAGUUGA